Messenger RNA from Pelagomonas calceolata, 2910 nucleotides. Lineage: Eukaryota; Pelagophyceae; Pelagomonadales; Pelagomonadaceae. The record is from the annotation of a GenBank genome assembly.
GUUACGACUAGUAGUCGAUUUAACAUGGAGUCGACGGACGAGGGGUCCUUGCCUACACACCAUCGAUUUGGAAGUGGGACUGCAGAUGCUAUAGUUGCUGGGCUGAAAGAAGAAAACUCACGAUUGCGCGAGGGUUCGCUUCGGAGGCUUUAUUCCAUUGUUGACCGAUGCUGGUCAGAGAUCUCGGACGCGAUACCCCUGAUAGAAGAGCUCAGUGAAGACGAUACCUUUAGAUCGCAUGAACUUGCCGCGGCAGUUGCGAGCAAGAUAUUUUUCCACCUUGAGGAGUAUGAUGAUGCGCUCCGACUUGCUCUUGGAGCUGGAAAUUUCUUUGACAUUGAUGCAAGGACAGAGUAUGUUGAGAUGUUAAUCUCAAAAUGCAUGGAUACUUAUAUCCAGAAUCAUCAAAGCUCUCCCAUCGGCAUACAAUCACAUGACCUCGAUCCACGUCUUGCCAAUGUCAUUGAACGCAUGUUUCAACGUUGCUAUGCUGAUGGCAAAUACUUUCACGCAGUAGGAGUGGCACUUGAAGCGCAUCGUCUAAAUAAGGUAGAGGAAAUUGUAACUCGAUGUCCACUGGGAGACCGACAUGCUCUAUUCUCUUACGUUUUGGAAGUUAUUCCCUCUGUCACUGCUACCUGCGCAUUUCGACAGCUAGUAGUUCGUACGUUAGUGACGCUGCAUCCAUUAUUGCCGUCGCCUGAUUACAUAUUUCUUUGCAGCGCACUUCAGUACCUUGGAGCUUCAAAUGAGGUUCAAGAUCUUCUACUUAAGCUGGUCGAUGGGAAAAAUCACCACGAAACACUCCUCGGAUACCAGCUCGCUUUCUUGAUUGCUGAAUCAGAUAAUCAUAGAUUUAUUUUUGACAUUGUAUCAAAACUGCGGGAUCCUGCUGGCUCAUCAACACUCAAUGAUUUACACCAAAAUCAUAUAUCCCACCUUAUCCGAAUCAUGGACACAGAUGGUUUAGCUAGUAAAAUAUCCUUGGAUUUUAUGAGCACAAGGUCCCGAACUGACACUCUGAUAUUUAAGGCAAUUAAGGAAUCCAUUGACGGUAAUCGAAACUCUGUGUUGCACAAUGCAACAGUGAUUUCGCACAGUUACGCAAACGCCAGCACAAAAGACACUGCGUUUUUGCGCAAUAAUUUGGAUUGGAUGGGCAAAGCAUCAAAUUGGGCAAAAUUUAUCGCCACCUCAUCAAUAGGAGUCAUUCAUCAAGGCCAUGUGGAGGAGUCAAUUCGCAUCUUGCAACCUUACCUUCCGCAAACACCUGCAUCUAACUCACCGUUUUCAGAGGGUGGUGCCUUGUAUGCACUUGGCCUGAUUCACGCAAAUAAGGCGCAGUUGAGCACCUCAGCUGCGGUUUCGCGCCUGAUAGAUGCCUUGCAUAGCUCAGGGAACUCCGAGCCAUUGCAGCACGGGGCAUGCCUUGGCCUUGGGUUGGCAGCAAUGUCAACUGGUAAGGCACAAUACUAUGAUGAACUGCGUACUGUGCUCUACUUUGACUCCGCCAUCGCAGGUGAAGCAGCUGCCUACGGUAUUGGUUUAUUGUUACUAGGGCAUGGUGACGAGACACUGCUUUCUCAGAAUGCAAUCUCGGAAUUGUAUUCAUAUGCGCAUGAGACUUGUCAUGAAAAGAUCAUCCGUGCAGUGGCACUUGCGAUAAGCCUUAUUGUUUGUGGAAAGGAAAAAGCCGCGGAAACAACUAUUGAGAUGCUAUUGCGAGACAGAGAUGCCAUAAUUCGGUAUGGGGGCAUGCAUGCAAUUGGUCUGGCGUAUGCCGGCACAGCCAAUAAUCAAGCUGUCAAACGUCUCCUUCAUGUGGCAGUCUCUGACGUAUCUGAUGAUGUCAGGCGUGCCGCAGUAACCUGCUUGGGUUUCGUCCUGUUUCGAAAUCCAAAACGAAUUUUAGCACUUGUGGGAUUACUACUAGAAAGCUUCAAUCCGCAUGUCCGGUAUGGAGCAUGCAUGGCAAUCGGACUUUCGCAUCCGGCCUCAGGGGACGUUGAUGCUAUUGCAUUACUUCAGCCCUUGCAGACGGAUGCUAUUGAUUUUGUACGUCAGGGGGCUCUCAUGGCAACAGCAUUGGUAGUGAUGCAACAAUCCAGCGCGCAGGUGCAUAUGCUAGGUUCUUUCCGGAAUAAAAUCACAGAACUUGUCAAAGACAAAUACCCUUCAACACUCACAAAAGUAGGUGCAAUCAUAGCGGCAGGUAUCAUGGACGCUGGUGGUCGUAAUUGUGCGGUGGCAUUGCAGUCCUCCAGUGGGUUUUUGAAACACAGUGCAUGCGCGGGCAUGGCUCUGUGGGUACAAAGUUGGUACUGGUAUCCCAUGUUUCACUUUUUUUCUCUAGCUUUAACGCCCACUGUCCUCAUUGGUCUAAAUUCAAAUUUUGACAUGCCCACUGAUUUCUCUGUAAUUUGUUCAGGAUCUCCUGAUUUGUUUGCAUAUCCUCCUCUGACAACAGAAAAACAAGAAACAAAGAAGGAACGAGUUGCAACUGCCAUUCUCUCAACCACGUUGAAACACAAAGUGAGAGAAAAGGCAAAAGAUAAACACAAGGCGUCUUCUUCAGCAUCAGAUCCAGAUGCAACUUCAAUCUCGUUGUCAAAUGCAGAUCUCACUAGCCCUCAAGAACCACUAGACGCUUGUGCUCAAGUCACUGUAGGAAGUUCGUUCAGGUUGUCAAAUCCGUCGCGGUUAACUCAGAUUCAGAUGAAAUCCUGCAAAUUUGACCUGGAACAGCGUUUCGUUCCUGUUGCCACUACAAUCAAAACGCAUGGUAUCAUCAUGCUUGCAGACCGAGAGCCCAGCACCAUGCCUCAAAUUACAAGGUUUCAUGAUUUCGCUCGGGCUGUCAAUGAAUCUGCUUUACCCACGGCAUUCGAAUGGCCAUAUGGACUGCUCUAA